GCUUGAUGAAGGAUCCCCCUUGAUGUGAUUUACCUAGACUUUUCGAAGGCAUUCGACAGAGUCAAUCACUUAGCUCUGCUUCAUAAGCUUCGUGCCUACGGUAUCCAUGGUUCCCUACUCACCUGGCUAGCAGCAUAUUUGCAUGACAGAACGAUCAAGGUCAGAGUCGCCGAUGCCCUCUCGGAAACCCUCUGCAUCUCCAGCGGUGUUCCUCAAGGAUCCGUCCUUGGUCCCCUCCUUUUUCUGGUCUACAUUAACGACCUCCCGGAUAAUAUUCAAUCCUCGAUGCAAAUUUUUGCAGAUGACGCAAAAAUCUGGAGAGUUAUUCGCUCAACAUCAGACUGUGCCCUCCUCCAGAAUGAUUUGGAUCGAAUCAACAAAUGGGCAGAUAUAAACCACCUCCCCCUGAAUCCUGCCAAGUGUCACCUACUGUCAUUGCGCA
Dicrocoelium dendriticum is the source of this 442-nucleotide messenger RNA. NCBI's taxonomy places the organism in Eukaryota, Metazoa, Platyhelminthes, Trematoda, Plagiorchiida, Dicrocoeliidae. The record is from the annotation of a GenBank genome assembly.